UGUGAUUUCGGAUCAGGAGUUGCUCCACUCACAUCGGGCGAGUCUGUUUACGGUGUUUGCCGCUUGUUUCAACCUACAGAUGCGUAUAUUCUUGUGGAUGCAACAAUUAGUGGAUUAAAACAGAACCAAAGUGUUAACUUGGCCAUUCAUAAAUGUGGUGACCUCUCAUCAAGCAGUUAUUCUUGUGGUGAUAUUUUCACCAAUGAAUUCACCAAUGGCAAUCUGGGAAACAUCGUAGCAGACGACGAAGGCCGAGCAAAUCUGAUAGUGGAAAAGUCGGGUCUUAAACUUCACGACUUGAUUGGACGAUCCGUUGUUCUGCACGAUACUUUGACUGAGUCCAGAUUGGCUAGUGGUGUAAUCGCAAGAUCAGCCAUUUUGUCUCAGAACAGAAAGAAAGUUUGUGCUUGCUCCGGAAAAACAUUAUGGGAAGAACGAGUUGACAGUCCUUUCGCUUGA
This is a messenger RNA of Echinostoma caproni, 459 nucleotides long. The record is from the annotation of a GenBank genome assembly. Lineage: Eukaryota; Metazoa; Platyhelminthes; Trematoda; Plagiorchiida; Echinostomatidae.